Molecule: messenger RNA, 2319 nt
Organism: Cuscuta campestris
Lineage: Eukaryota; Viridiplantae; Streptophyta; Magnoliopsida; Solanales; Convolvulaceae
Source: the annotation of a GenBank genome assembly
UCUCCCCACCAAAAUCAUCCCGUUAGUUAGAGGAGAGUUCAGAGAAUUGAGAGAAGCUGUCCGGAGAGCUUCCCGUCGCCGGAGCAAGCCGUGGUGUUCGCCGGAAGUUUCACCGUUUUUCCGCCGGAAUCAUCGUUUCACUCCGAAGUAAACAAAAAGAAUGAUGUGAUGGAAUCCUGGCGGAAGACGGAGCGAGAUGGUCAAAGUGGAUGUGUAAAAUGAAUUAAAGUUUAAAAAGACAUAAUAUUAUUAUGUUUUGUAAUUGUUAUUUAUUCAGCUUCCGCAACAUUAACUACUCUGUUAUUAUUCUCAAUACUUUAUUAUGAAAUAAAAAUGAAAAACAGGAAAAUCUGCCCUAAUUUCGUAUUUCACCAUUGUUCUUCCUGUGGUCACCCAUUUCUCUCCCAGAAAAGGAAGAUAAAUUGCUCCCAUUCCCUCGAUUAAACCUUCGUAUAACGAAUUGCAUUUGCCAGAUUGUGUAAAAAUCGCAUCAAAAACCCUAAUUCACGCGUUCCAUCCCCAAUGUUAAACCGCGCAAAUCUUCGAGCAUGAAGCGGAUGUUGAAAUUCUCAUACCAAGAUUUGUUCUUCCACAAAUUCUCUGCAAUUCCUGCAAAACCCUCUGCUGUUUCAUCGAUUUCCGGGACCGCCGCGCUAUUGUUUUCUUCUUCUUCUUCUUCCUCGCCGUCAUCGUCUUCCCAACACGUGUGGCCUAGCAUCGCUGGUCUGUUCGCGGGCAACUGGAGCCAUGGCGAUUCGUUACUCAUGGAUGAUCUGAGAGAUGAGAUCUCCCAGUUGCGGGAUGAGCUGGUGGUGCACGGCGGCGAUGUUGAGAAGUUCCAUAAGGUCUUGGAAGAGAAAGGGAAUCCCUUGUUCCGAAAGUACCCCAAUGGUUCUGCUACUGUUGAGCUCAUGAGACAGCUCGCUUCGUCGUCCCCUCAGCUAGCCAUCCAGGUUUUCAAUUGGAGAAGAGAAAUAGACUAUGUAACUCCUCUAGCAGCAGAGGAGUAUUCCAAGGGAAUUUGUACGGCGGGUAGGAUGAAAGAUGUUGAUCUUGCUGCACAUAUCUUCAGCGAAGCUGCCGAAAAGCAAGUCAAGACAACUUCUAUGUACAAUGCACUGAUGAGUGCAUAUAUGUAUAAUGGGCUGGCUGUGAAAUGCCAAUCUGUAUUUGAGGACAUGAAGAAGGAGGGAACGUGUUGUCCGACAAUAGUAACAUAUAACAUUCUUAUUUCUGUAUUCGGGCGUUUAUUGCUGGUGGAUCACAUGGAAGAAACCUUUCGCAAGGUUAAAGAUUUAAACAUAUCACCUAAUGCGGCUACGUACAACUAUCUAAUUGCUGGGUAUCUUACCUCUUGGAAGUGGGAUUACAUGGAGAAGACUUACAGAAUCAUGCAAGAAAGCAUCACAAAGCCGAACCUAACUACAUAUUUAUUGAUCAUUAGGGGAUAUGCCCAUGCAGGUAGUUUGGAAAAGAUGGAGGAGGCUUAUAGGCUGGUCAAAGAUCACGUUGAUCACAAUGAAAUCCCAUUGAUCAGGACAAUGAUUUUGGCUUACUGCAAAAGUUCUGUUAUGAAUCGAGUUUCAAAGGUCAAGGAAUUGCUGAAGUUGAUUCCGGAAAAUGACUACCGUCCUUGGUUGAAUAUCAAGCUGAUACUUUUAUACGCACAAGAAAAUCUGAUAGAAGAGAUGGACACCUCAAUCAAUGAGGCAUUUGAGCACAACACCUCCAUAAUAACAAACAGUGUGAUGAAAAGGAUUGUCACGUGUUACUACCGGAACAGUGCAAUGGACAAGCUCUCUAAUUUUGUGAAACGUGCCGAGUGUUGUGGCUGGAAAAUUUGCAGGUCUCUCUACCACUGUAAGAUGGUUAUGUAUUCUUCAAACAGGAGGCUUGUAGAGAUGGAAAAUGUUCUCGGCGAGAUGGAGAAAGUGAACCUUGACAAGACAAAGAAAACAUUGUGGAUAAUGUAUAAAGCGUACUCAAGAUGGGGCGAAAAGAGUAAACUUGAGCAAGUUCUAGGGCUGAUGUGCAAAUAUGGGUGCGUCCCAUGUCUGCAUGAAGUUCAGACUGGCGUGCGGUGAUAACUUAUAAUUCAGUGCGAACCCGAAGUGUUACUAAGUUGAGACUAUCUCUCUAUGUGCAAAACAUCCACACUUCAAAGUAAGUCAUUUUUACCUCAUCUUUAGGUGUGUAUAUACAGUCUUUAGGCAUUGUUGCUCAAAGUAUGGUUUUAUUUCCUACCAAGAUGUAUUUGGAUAUAUUCAUGUUUUUUAUACUACAUAUCAAGAAAAGGUUUAAUAAAACUUUAUUUGUUGU